AUGUCCUCCAGGAGACAAGACCCCCGAGAUGUCCACCAGGAGGUGGGCAAUCUGGUGGCUGUCGACCGUCCACGAGACCUCCUUGGAAACUUCCCUCUCGCUCCCCUCCGGGUCAACCCCAGGGAUGUAGGCCAGGGUUACGGAGACCCCCAGGAGGAUGUGGCCACGGUCAGCCCUGGCAGCCACCACGACAGCCCUGGGGAACCAGCAUGUCAGGACGAGAAAGAUAAAAAAGCUGACAAGAACCCUAAGGCAAAUAUUACAGCGAAAGCUGCGAGCUGGAGGAAGAAGCAAGUCACUGCGUGGAAAUGGCAAGGUGGCAAAAGAUGCCAGGGUGGUGGUUCUGGCUGCAGGCAACCCAUAGGUGGUUGCCAAGGUGGCAAUUGUAGGCCGCAGAUCGGUGGAUGCGUGGGUGGACAAUGCGGUGGGGGUGGCGGAACCUGGGGUGGUGGAUGUGUUGGUGGUCAAUGCGGAGGAGGUGGAAUUUACCCUGGAGGCGGUGGUUGUGUCGGCACACAAUGUGGCGGUGGCGGUGGCGGUGGAAUUUACCCCGGUGGCGGUGGAUGUGUCGGUGGCCAAUGCGGCGGUGGCGGUGGCGGAAUUUACCCUGGAGGCGGCGGUUGUAUCGGCAACCAAUGCGGGGGUGGUGGUGGAAUUUACCCCGGCGGCGGUGGUUGUGUCGGCACCCAAUGCGGCGGUGGCGGUGGCGGUGGCGGCGGAAUUUACCCAGGCGGUGUAGGCUGUACAGGGGGACAGUCCGGCUGUAUACCUAACUACGGCGUUGGCUACUCAGGAAAUCCUUGGCAAAACUAUAAUCAAUGGGGCAAUCAACAGAAUUGUUACAACAACAUUCAGCAAGGAAACUGUAACUUUUACAACUGCUACAACCAACAGUACCAGUGCCCAUCAUCUCAGAAUUACUGCCUGGGGUACGGACAGCCGUACUGCCAGAGAACUAACCAGUGGUACAACUCCUACAACCAAGUGGGUCAGAACUACAUCAAUAACGUUCGUCGGUGUCACAUGGGAUCUCUGUUACCCAGCGGGGGUUCCUGCUCCCAGAUAAACCAGCAGGGAUACGGUGCACUUAUCGGUCUAGGGGGACAGAACUCUUGUUACUGGCAGAAUGGUCAGUUCUGUAACGUGAUCAGCAGCCCACAGAAUUGCCAGGCUAUGUACAACAACUAUCAAGGCACAGGCUACACAGAUUACUGCAUCUAUCGAUCCUUGAACAACCUGGCCGGCCAGUGUGGAGGUCAGCAACAACAAUACUUCCAGCAAUAUUACGGCAACCCGUACAUGCAGAACCUUCAGCAGUCUGGCGUGAACUACGGCGCCUACAACACGCACUAUAACCAGAACUAUGGCCAGAGUUCCUGGAAGAAGUAA
This is a messenger RNA of Liolophura sinensis, 1389 nucleotides long. RefSeq names its product loricrin-like. NCBI's taxonomy places the organism in Eukaryota, Metazoa, Mollusca, Polyplacophora, Chitonida, Chitonidae. Bases 1 to 1389 code for a protein of 462 amino acids. The transcript has 6 exons. The record is from RefSeq and is a predicted model, not a curated record.